CCUAGUGUAGUACGUAGAUAAAAGUGUGAAAUAUGAGUUGGAACGAGCAGCCUCGACGUAAGGGACGUUUCGAGACGAAACGGAAAAUUGCGUGGAAAAACAAUGUCGUCGCCGGAGCCAAAAAAAGAAAAUUAGCAUCUGACAUAAAUAAAGUCGAAGGUCAGCGAAUCGUGAAUAUCACGCAAGUGGCGGAGGAUUUGUGGUGCAAAUCCUGCAAUAAAGCACUUUCGUUUCGGCACGUAGAAAGUGAAACCAUAUGCGGUUUGGCAAGCACCUUCAAAGUGCGGUGUCCAAAUUGCACCAAAAUAAAAACAGUCGCAACUUGUAAUCGGGCAAAAUAUGUCAGCGAUAAUCGUAAAAUGAUGUUUGAGAAUAAUUACAAAGGAGCUAUAGGAGUCAUCGAUGCAGGCAUUGGUGUAACGCAGUUGAACACUUUCUUGUCAACCAUGAACAUUCCAUCGGUCCAUUCUACGUUAUUAAAACGUUACGAACGUUUAGUUGGGGUCGCUAUCGAAGCAACUGCUAAGGAGAGUUGUGCCGAGGCAAUAAAAAUAGAAAAAGAGGUUUCUAUUGCUGCAGACACAUCGAGGCAACCACGAAGUAACGAUCCUGUAAUGAUCGCAGCUUCCUACGAUGCUGCCUGGCCAAAGCGUGGAAAUGGUCACUCAUAUGAUAGUUUAGCAGGUAUUUCUGAUGUUUCAGUUGCAAAUGAUUGAAACGCAGGCUAAACGCGUAAUAGUGUACAUACAACUACGAUUAU
Temnothorax curvispinosus is the source of this 760-nucleotide messenger RNA. RefSeq lists its product as uncharacterized. The coding region runs from base 33 to 716 and encodes 227 amino acids. Lineage: Eukaryota; Metazoa; Arthropoda; Insecta; Hymenoptera; Formicidae. The record is from RefSeq and is a predicted model, not a curated record. The transcript has 3 exons.